Molecule: messenger RNA, 540 nt
Organism: Dendrobium catenatum
Lineage: Eukaryota; Viridiplantae; Streptophyta; Magnoliopsida; Asparagales; Orchidaceae
Exons: 1
Coding region: 1-540 (179 amino acids)
Molecular function (GO): nucleic acid binding; RNA-DNA hybrid ribonuclease activity
Source: RefSeq, a predicted model, not a curated record
AUGGGUGAUAAUGCUAACAGGUUCUAUGACAGAUUUGUCAUUUGGAGGAAGCCUAUUUUACCUUUUGUUAAACUGAAUUCGAAUGGUUCUGUGAGGAAUUCUAAUGCUAGGGCUGGUGGUAUUAUUCGGGAUUACCAGGGUGUGGUGCUUGCAGCUUUUGCAAGCCCUUUGCAUCCUUGCUCUGUCCUGACUACUGAACUGUAUCGUUUAUCAUAUGGCAUUGAUAUUUGUAAUAAAUUGGGUUUUGUUAAUGUGUGGAUUGAGGUUGAUGCUCAUCUGAUUAUUCAGAUUUUGAACAACCAGGGCCUGGUUAACCAUCAUAAUUUUUAUUUGCUUAGGAAGAUUAAAAAGUCUCUUUCUAACAUCAACUAUACUAUCUCUCACAUUUUCCGGGAAGAUAAUGCUUGUGUUGACUGGUUGUCUAAUUUAGGGUGCCAUAUUGAUGAUUAUCAAGAUUUGAAUAUUAGUAACUUAGAUCCGAUUUUGAAAGGCAUGAUUAACCUUGAUAAAAUUGCUCUUCCUUAUAUUAGACAUGUUUAA